Molecule: messenger RNA, 3290 nt
Organism: Wasmannia auropunctata (little fire ant)
Lineage: Eukaryota; Metazoa; Arthropoda; Insecta; Hymenoptera; Formicidae
Product: transmembrane protein 245
Exons: 9
Coding region: 73-2781 (902 amino acids)
Source: RefSeq, a predicted model, not a curated record
UCAAGCCUUAAAGAAAAGUGCACAAGAGUUAGUAUUGUCAUUAUUAUAUACUAAAUUAAUAUUGAUAUAACGAUGGAAAACGUUCGCUCGCCGAUGGAUAACCUCUUCAACAUGCUGUCGGGCUUCAGCGCGGGCCAGGAGAAAGCCUUAAAACAGGGAAUCUACAACGCUGUCGCACUUUUCUUCCUGUGUCUCGUCUCAGCAGCCGGCUACGGCCUUUACAUUAUCCUGAGUCCGUUCAUCAAACCUCUAAUCUGGGCCCUACUGUGCGGUGCCGUUCUUUUCCCGUUCAAGUGUUCAUUAGUUACAGCGGUGCAAUCUUGGUUUGCCAAAGUAGAAGCGUCGCGCACUCUGUUGAUUGUCAACGCCAGCCUGUUGCCGGUACAUAUAUUCGAUAAUGUCUCCGAGCGAGUCGGCUCCUUUCUGUGGACGCGCAUCAAGUAUAUCGUCUGGGUGGUAUCGCUGACGUUACUGGCUGUAGGCGUUUAUCAUUACACUCCUAACAUGAUAACGUGCCUUGCCUGGAGAAUGUUUCAAAUCUUCACCAUCGUUUCUGGAUUCUUCAUUCUGACAUGCAACGUCUUUACGGUCUCUACCAUACUCGUCGGUUACCUCACGGUUUUGUAUAUCUAUUGGACACCGUCGAAUUCAGCAUCUUUUCGCUAUAUGUCCUUUGUAAUAUGGUUCAUCAUCAGCAUGUAUCUAUCGAGCAUAGCGGGUGCUUAUCGGGUCUUGGUUUUCAUCGCUUUGCAAACCUUGUGCGCAAUAGGAUUUAUUUACGAAGUAAUGCUCAUUAUGGAUGGCCAUGAGCUGAAUGGUAGGCACUUAACGUUCUCGCAGGCGGCGCGUUUUGCCUUAACAAAUGACUUAUUUUCGAGCCCGCAAGAAGAUCAUAAAUCAGCUUCAUCAGAGGAUGACGAGCAGACAAACGACUGUGUUCCGGAAGGUAAAAGCGUGGAUACGCCAGUCCGUUCUCGAGAAGAAGCAGGAAGAUCGGCGUCCGCCGAUGCAAUGGAUAUCGGGAGGAUACGUGCACCGAAGCUUGGCGUAAAAUCAAUAUCCUUGAAUACAGAUGCCGAUCUGUCCUCCGCAGCGGGCGUGGCCACAUAUAAAUCUGUGUAUAACAUGCAUUCUGCAACUCGUGCGACAUUACGCGACCGUUAUCUGCUCGGCAAAAUAAGAGCCGAAUUACGAACGUCUCUGGACAUGCAGGACAAUAAGGUUGAUACCGACAAGUACAUGUACGGAGCGCUAUACGCGUGUGCUGGCAUGCUUCUCUGGAAACACAAGUGGAUCGCGCACAUUCUGGUGAUCCCGUUGGUAUAUUAUAUUGUCAAACAGUUUGGUAGCUAUUUCGGCUUUUGGGAAAUGAUACUCAAGUAUUGCGACUCGGUGAUACAAACGCUCAAGUCAUGGUGCAUGGAACGGCAUCAAGCGCUUAUACCUUCCAAUAUCAGAGGUCUCUAUAAAGUAAGCAUUAUCGUGGACGGGAAACUGAGAAAUAUUCUGAAAGGCUCCGUCAAUGCGGUAGCGACUACGUCCGUGAUACUUGGCUUGAUCGUUUUCACUACUUGCGCAUCUAUUUUUAUCACGAUACAGAUCUAUGCGGAAGGUUUGCAUCUUGUUCAAGUAACGGGUGAAAUAUUGAAUUCCACUUUGAUGAACAAUCCUGAUAUCGAUUGGGUUCCAGAAAAGUGGGAAGAGUCUGUUAAUAGUGUUUUAGAUAAUGCUUAUACAUAUGGACGAAGCGCUAUAUCGGAUGGAAUUCGAGGUCUCGUGAAAGAUCUCGAACCAGCGAAAGCGGAGCAGAUGGAGAAGAAAGUUUUGGAACUCUGGGAUCGUCUCUAUCAAGCAUGGAUGAUGUCAAAUACAGAUCCCCAUCUCGUGGGUCCUACUGUAGAUGCCAUGUCUGCAUACUCCGCUUGGGAGAGCUUCAAAGAUAGUUUUGGGAAAACACCCCUACAUUUGUUCAAUAUGACUAGUAUACAGAAUUUUGCCAAAGAAAAUAUUGGCGUUUUGAUGUCGGUGCUUGAUUCUGUUUGGAGCAUUGUCAAAGGCAAUAUGUCUGUGAUACUAACAGUUUUCACAGAACUGUUCUAUAUCGUACUCAUGAGUGGAUCAGCAGUACUUAAUUUUGUACUCAGCACGGUUGUGUUUUUUACAACUUUAUUUUACUUGCUCAGUUCCAGCGGUAAAACUUAUAAACCCAUCGAAUUGACAACGAUGUUUAGUCCUAUUAGUUGUCACAGCUCGCUGCAUGUAGAAGGAUUUGCUGUAGCGUUACAAGAAGCAGUAAUUGGAGUAUUUGCGGCCACCUUUAAACUUGCCUCCUUCUUCGGCAUGUGGACGUGGUUCAUACAUAAUUUAUUCCAAGUGAAAAUUGUCUAUCUACCAUCGGCUCUCGCGACUAUGUUGGGAGCAGUUCCUUUCUUAGACGCAUACUUUGCCUGCAUCCCGGCUACCAUAGAACUCUGGUUCACCCGUGGAUCGAUGACUGCUAUCACUUUUUUUCUCUUCCAUUUCCUCCCAUGUAAUAUAGUAGUGACGGAAUUUUAUAAGGAGAUUAAAGGUGGUGGGCAUCCUUAUCUAACGGGCCUAUCUAUAGCAGGCGGAAUCUUUUGUUUAGGUGUGGAAGGGGCAAUUUUUGGUCCUUUACUCUUGUGUUGUAUCAUGGUUGUCAUCAAUUUAAGCCGACGUUAUCUACAUUCGCCUGAGGAGGAGGAGGUCGUACUUCCAUCGUAUUCUAACCAUGAAAGAACGUCGCAAUAUGAGCCAAAAUAGCAUUACGGCUUUAACAGAAAUGAAUAUCUCUACUUAACAAUAUUACGAGCUAUGGGCUCCAGCUUUUACUAAAGAUUAAUGGUUUCCACCAAUGUAGAUUGACUUUAAUCUUGGUUUAACUUUUACUCAUUUUUUUCUAAUUCUGAUUAAAGUUAAUCUACAUUGGUGGAAACAGACAUAAGAAUUUAAUAUUUUAUGAAAGUGUGUGCUGUAUGAGGGAAACGUACAGUGCAAACACAAAUGCGAAAGUUGUGUUUGCUAUAUUUUUAUGUGAUAAGAGAACUAAUCUAGGAGUCUCAGCUUACGCUUAUUAGAUUUACAGAUAUUUAUAUUACAUAUAUGGAUAAUUUAAAUAAAUUUUUUCUUAUUUAUUCUUUUUAAAUAUCCGUUCGUAAUAUAAUUCAUUUUCAUGAAUUUAGCUUUAAACGAUAAUAGAUUUUUAGUUUUUUGUUAUCUUUACGUAAAAAAAUUUUUAAUGGAUCCGCGAAUAUUUUGUUACAUGUAUACGA